ACAUUCAUAACGACACAUUCAUCGCCGAUCACGAAACCUUUUAGCCGUGUCGUUGAGCGCUGUCGCCGAGGAAAAGCCAUCUUACUUCAAAUUAAAUCCGUUUGUAACCUUUAAAACAACAACGAAGGGCUCAGUGAUUAUAGAGGUUUUGCACCAUUACGUGUGGGYACCCAAAAUAUUGCUUGGACUGCCUGAGUCAAAAUGUCGAUGUCAGGAAUCAAGGUGGAUGCUGAAGCAACUGAAUUAUUCAAUAACAUAAAGAUGAAGAAAGCACAUAAGUUUGCUUUUUUCAAGAUCUCUGAUGACGGCAAGAAAAUAGUGAUUGAUAAGACAGGGGAAGCAGUAAAAACUGAGAAUCUGGAAGAUGAUGCUGCACAGUGGGAGGAAAUGAAAAAAUGUCUGGUAGCAGAUGAACCUCGUUAUGUUAUCUAUGACUUUAGGUUUAAGAAAAAAGAUGGUGGAAUUUGUGAAAAAAUGGGCUUUUUCUUAUGGUGUAAUGAUGACAAGUGCCUAGUAAAGAAAAAGAUGAUGUAUGCCGCAACCAAAGAAGCAGUCAAAAAAGCUUUUAAAGGGUUUCACUAUGAAAUACAAGCAACUGAAAUGGAUGACCUUGACUAUUCAACACAUCAGGCAGCAGUUGAAAAGCUCCGUUGAUUCGAGUUUUGUUGUUUCAAGAAUCUCAAAUAUGAGAAUAUAAUUGAGCUAAAAAAUCCAUCGUCUUAGGAAACACAUUUUUUGCACUGUUUUAUGAAACUGUUUUAGGUGACUUCAUUUUUCAUUUCUUUCUUUUGCUUUUCCAAUAGUAUUGGCUGCCAUAUUUUUAUAUAUUUUUCUGUAUAACUAUGCCCUUGGGAUCAUCGAGGUUUGCAGAAAAAAAGCCAAAAAAAUUGAUUAUAAUUAUUUUGCUUAGUUUGUUAUUAAAUAAUCUUUAUCAUAAAAGUA
Molecule: messenger RNA, 942 nt
Organism: Actinia tenebrosa (Australian red waratah sea anemone)
Lineage: Eukaryota; Metazoa; Cnidaria; Anthozoa; Actiniaria; Actiniidae
Biological process (GO): actin filament depolymerization
Cellular component (GO): actin cytoskeleton
Molecular function (GO): actin binding
Source: RefSeq, a predicted model, not a curated record